AUGCGAUAUUUACGUAAGCUUUUGACUGUCGAUGUCGUCACCAUACCAUUAUUGCCAGUCGAGACUAUUCUCAAAGUGAUACAAUCAGCCAAUAUUCCACCUGAAGCAUGGCUUGAUUGUCUUCUAACUGCAUUGUCAUCGGAUUCAAAUGGUGAUCAAAAUGCUAUUUCGUUCGAUUUUACUCCGGUGAUUGUUCCGACACUCACAAUGACUUUCAAUCGAACACCAUCACCUCAAUUCAAGCCGACUCCAUCCAAGCACCGUUCUCCAGCAGUCAAUCAAAACUUUGAUGAUUCGAAACCGGCGAUGAAAGACGAACCAAAACCCGUUGCAAUAUCUAAGCCACCUCCAUUUAAACCGAAGUCAUCGAACGAUUCAAGAAGACUUGCAUCAGCGGAUCCAAAAGCUUUUGAAGCAAAAUUCUGUCGUCAGCGUCAAGAGGCCAUCGACAAUAUGACAUAUCGAACGGCAGUCAACAGCUGGACAGCAAAAAGUCUUGAUGAGGUUGUCAAGCUCAUUCUUCAAUUGUCAUCUGGCAAAAUACGACGUUGA
Messenger RNA from Rotaria sp. Silwood1, 552 nucleotides. The record is from the annotation of a GenBank genome assembly. NCBI's taxonomy places the organism in Eukaryota, Metazoa, Rotifera, Eurotatoria, Philodinida, Philodinidae.